AUGACACUACCAAUUCUUCCACGAAAGGAAUCUCGUAACGACGACCAAUUCAUCACCGCGGUGAUACAGAGUUCUCGGUCCCAACAUGUUAAAAGUAUCACCCGCGACCAUCCCAAACUGCGUCAAGUUGUCUUUCACUCGAAUGAAUACCAGUCUGACGACUUUCGGAAUAAAUUUCUAAAUGUGUUGGAAUACAAAUAUGCGGCAGCUAUUCAACAACGUGGACAAGAAAACGCAUUGCCAUGCGAGUGUUGUCGAGACAAUGAUAAUCGACCUUUCACUACUUGUGUCUUCAUCAGAGAAGAACAGUCUGGAAAAUGUGCCAACUGUAUAUUUUUACGGCAAAUCUGUACUCAGACAAAAACUGGCCACCAACAACGCCAAGAUGGGAGUCUACGUCGUGCUCAUAACCCGAAAAAGGCACCGAUAUCCUUUGCACGGCCAACUAUCAUAAAGCGUGUGGGGUAUCAUGUCAUCUCUCCGGACCAUGAAAGCUUGAAUCCUGGGACAAAUAGCUACCGGGUCUUGGGUAAUCUAGUUCUUCCACCACCGCCUCUUGGAAAGCAUCGUCAUCUAGCGGGAAAAUACAAGAAUGAGCUGGACAAACUGCACCGUAGGGACAUGAGCAAACUCCCUGACCGUCCAAUCGCGGAAUUAAGCAGCUCAUUCUUGGACUUUAAACGGCGAGAAGCAGCGGCUUGGGAAAGCUAUGAGAUAAGCCACCCAUUGGAGGACAUUCCUGGGUAUUUAACGGAUCCUAGGUAUCUAGUGAAGCCAUCGGGAUCGCUAGAAUCACCACUUGCACAUCGCUUAAACCAGCCGUCUUUUACUACGACCCAAGAAUAUGACGGCGAAACGGCAGACCCUACAAACGGGUGCAUUGCAAUGGUGAUGGGCAAUGCCUAUACACCUGGUACUUUCCUUUUCAAUCAAUUUCCAAGGAGAAGCUAUCAGUCAGAGGCUACUGAAGGAGGCGAGUUUCCCGAUGACGUGCAGGAAUGCCACGUAAAAUUCACCGCUGAUAUCGCCGACUCAAUCUACGCCAAAGUGGAGAUUUUUUACGGAGUUAAGGUGGAGAAGUAUACGCGAAAAAGUCAGACGUUUGCCGUUUUGCCUCUUUGGGGUGAAUUCGACAGUAUCGAAAUUCGCUUGAUGUAUGAGAAGGAUUACGGCAAUCCAGACAAGGAUUACAUGUUUCGCCGUGCAGUUCUUACCUGCAAGCACCCGCAACACCUCAUGAUGCCAGGAAAUCCAAAGAGUUUAGGUGCUCAACAGGAUAAAAUCACUAAGGCUGCAUGGCUUAUGGCUGAAGGCAAGGGGCACCACAUACCAAUUGUUCCGAACUAUUACUCCGAAGAGAAGUGGAAGCAACGUGCACCCCCGAAACCCGAGGGAGUAGCACUUGGGAGGAGUGCUAAGCCAGUUCCCGUAAUCUUUGCUGGAGAAGAUACAAGAUCUUGGCGCGACUUUUUUUCAAAGCAUCCCCAUAGCGACAAUGAUCUUCGGGAUCUGAUCCAGCCAGCCUUAGAGGCACUAAAGUCUGCUUCACCUCACGAAGCAUGGGCUUACCCUGAGGAUAUACCUAAACCAGUUCUGGACUGGUUACGAGGCCAAAAGCAAAUCCUCUUUCCGAACCAACAACCAUCGAACAUGCAUGAGAUUCAUGAGAGAAUUUCGAACAUUCUAAGCCGUGCAAAUCUGCUUCAGCAGCCAACGCCUGCGGAUUUAAUAUCCAGUCUAGCUAUGAUUUUGAAUCAUCAAAGCCAAAUCAUCGGCAAUCGCCGUGCCGAUACGCACUCUCUAUGGUAUAGUGGAUUUGAUGGCACAGUCUUGGCUCUUCGUUGCUCAGAAUGUGAAGAGAAUCAGAUCCGAUCAGAUGACCGACCUCGUUGGUCAGUCUCGAGUCCUGGGACUUAUCUUUGUCGCGAGUGGAAUUGCAGCAAAUGUGGCAAGAAAGCACGUAUGAUGCCGGUUGACGAAGACAUUACCUUCUCUAAGAAUGACAAACAUGAGUUGCAUAGCACUCCAGGGCCCGCCAGAAGUACUUGGGCCCAAAAUUCGUCCGGCCGACGGUAG
Molecule: messenger RNA, 2076 nt
Organism: Talaromyces rugulosus
Lineage: Eukaryota; Fungi; Ascomycota; Eurotiomycetes; Eurotiales; Trichocomaceae
Exons: 3
Coding region: 1-2076 (691 amino acids)
Source: RefSeq, a predicted model, not a curated record